CAAUGUCUCGCCAGAGCAUAGUUACGUGCUGGCAGGGGCAUACAUAUCAAAUGGGAAAAGCAUAAAUAAAGGAGAAAUACAAUCUAUGUAGAAUUAUGAAUGUGAGACUAGUAAUAUAAGGUGGUGCCAGCUAGCUUUUGAAGAAGUAUGAUAGAGACAUUGCUGGGUUUUCCAGAAACUCUGAAAAUGGUUGAGGAAUUGGUGCUGAUCAGGGAAUACAACAAAGAGAGAGAUGCUAAAAUGGUAGGGAAGCUGGAGAUGAGCUGCGAGAACAUUGGGUCAUCAACUGACAUUGAUAACGAAAGGGUCUCCAUAUUCGGCAGCAUAAUGGGCGACCCUUUGCGCAGAAUUAGGCUCUAUCCUGUUCAUGUUAUGCUGGUCGCUGAGCUGCAUGGCAAUGGUGAGCUUGUUGGCAUGGUGAGAUGCUGCAUCAAGUCUAUGAAGACUGGUUUGGAAGCGGCAAAUGUGAGAAUGGGCUGCAUCCUUGGCCUUCGAGUCUCUCCUAUACAUCGGAGAAUGGGGAUUGGAACAAAGCUGGUGAAGUCGGCCGAAGAAUGGCUGAUCGGAAAAGGCGCGGAGGACAUCCUGAUCGCCACCCUGAAGAACAACCUCGCCUCCACGAAUCUCUUCGCUUCCAAAUUUGGCUACGCUGACUUCGCCUCUUUAGUCAUCUUCGUGCAUCACAAGGAACAAAUCCCUCGUCUGCUCCUCGAUCCGUUUCCUGAAAUAAAGGUCGAGAAGCUGCAAAUUGAGCAGGCGAUUUCUCUGUACAAGAACAAACUCAGAUCAGGGAACCAGAAACACGUCAUAUACCCGGUCGACUUCGACGCCAUAUUGAAAGCAAACCUGAGCCUGGGGACAUGGAUUUCCUACUUCAACGGCCGCGGCGGUACCGAUACCACUCGACUCCGAUCGACGAUAGUCUUCAGCGUUUGGAAUUCCUGCGAGCCCAAUAAUACCAUCAGUCAUAAUCGUCGAGUCAAUAAGCGAUUCCAAUUGACUCUCAGUCGAGCGAGGGACAGAUUUCUGCCGUGCCUGAGAUUUCCGAUAAGCGACUCGCCACAGCCGCCGCCGCCGCCGGGCGGGUUUCUUUUCCUCUACGGUAUCUACGGAGAAGGAGAGAGGCAGCAGGAGCUAACGAGAUCCGUUUGGGGCUUCGUGAUGAAGCUGGGCGAGAAUAUGAGAGGCUGCAAGGCGAUCAUCACUGAGCUUGCUGUGUCUGACCCUUUGCUGGAGUUUGUGCCGAAAGAAUCCUGCUCGUCGUGCGUCGACGACGUCUGGUACUUGAAGAAAGUAGCCGAAGGGAGCGCCGCCGGCGGCGGCGGAGAAGAGGACCAGAAUGAAAGUUUGUCAGGGGAACGGAUAGGGAAUGUGUUCGUUGAUCCCAGGGACUUCUAAGCCUUUUAUGCUAAAUAAAAUUUUAGCUGAUCAGCAAAAAGUCAACGCUGUUAGUCAACCACAUUGGCUUGCUGCAACGGAUAGGGGAAAACCCAUGCACUUAUGCUUAACGCAUUAUGAUUAAUUGGCUGAAUCAAUUAAACGAUCCAUU
Molecule: messenger RNA, 1549 nt
Organism: Linum trigynum
Lineage: Eukaryota; Viridiplantae; Streptophyta; Magnoliopsida; Malpighiales; Linaceae
Source: the annotation of a GenBank genome assembly